GACGACCUUCGAUCUUACAUAUGUCUCAGCUUGAAAGCUAGGGGUAAAACCACCAAAGAAAUAGGAGUGUUAGACUCCAUGAUUCUGAGUCGGUUCGCAUUGUUGAAGGUUCUCGAUUUGGAGGGGGUCUACAAGCCACAGUUGCCCGACUCUAUGGGAAAACUGACACUUCUGAGGCUCUUAGGGCUAAGAUCGACUCUGAUAGAUUCACUGCCGAGGUCUAUAAGUGAACUGCCGAACCUGGAGACUCUAGGCCUGAAGAACACCGAUGUAAUCUCUAUUCCCAGCCCUAUUUACAACUCAGGCAAGCUUCAUCAUCCUUAUAUGAAAGAGGUUCAAAUUGAUUCCUCAUGUCACAAAAAAAUAUCCUCAAAUCUUCAGACCUUGACCGGGUUGUGUAUAGGUGAAGGGAGAUCUUCACCUAGUGGUCUCGAGAGAAUGAACAAACUUGAGAAACUAAAACUGAGAUACCAUCCAACUUCAGUUGGAGGUGCAGCGGCCCUUGUUUCCCAAAACACACUCCUUCGAUCUCUAAGGUUGUCGUCGACUGAUCCUUCUGAUCCAUAUGAUUGUCGUGAAGAGUUGAACUUGUCAUCCCACUUGAAUCUGCAGAAAUUAUAUUUGCUCACGAAGUUAAGAUUAAGUGAACCGGAGACUGCAACUCUAGCGGACCAACCUGCAGCAGCACAGAAUCAACCUGCAGUUUACCCGCCUGAAGUCGAGUCAGCAGCCAAGCCAGCAGAACAGCUUGCCUUUCCAGGAAACCAGCCUGACAUGCAAUCAGAUAUUGAGCUUGCUGGAUCACGCCAGCAUGCUGUUCCAGGAAACCAACUUGAAAUCGCGCCAGAAAUUGGACCAGCAGAACAGGUCCAAUCUGGGACUCCAGGACGCCAACCUGAAGUCAUAUCAGUUGCUCGGCCUGCACAGCAGCUUGCCCUUCCUGGAAACCAACCUGACGUGCAGACAGGGAUCGACCUCGUCAGACCAACCCAGCAUGCCAUUGGACUGGAAGUGGUAGGGGCAGUUCACCCACCAGAAAUCGUGUCAACAGAACCUGCAGAACAGCUUGCCCUUCCAGGAAACCAGCCUGACGUGCAGUCAGAGCUUGAGCUCACUGGAUCGCCCCUGCAUGCCAUUCCAGGAAAUCAACCAGAAACUGUGCCAGAAAUUGGGCCCGCAGAACAGGUUCAAUCUGGGUUUCCAGGACUCCAACCUGAAGUCGAACCAGUAGCUCAGCCCGCAGAACAGCUUGGAAACCAACCCGACAUGCAGUUAGGGAUCGACCCCACCCGACAGCCCCAGCAUGCCGGUGAACUGGUAGUGGUACUUUCCAGCAGCAUCAGGCAACUUACCCUGUCAAAGUCUUGUCUAGAUGAGGAUUCCAUGGGACUUUUGGGACGUGCACUUCCUAAACUAGCCGUGCUUAGGCUUUUUGCUGAAUCCUACACUGGAUCAAAAAUGAGAUGCACUGGUUUUCCUGAACUGCGUAUCCUGAAACUGUGGAAACUGAAAAAUCUUGAGGAAGUGAUUGUGGAAUCAGGAGACAUGUCCAACCUUCACGAAAUGGAAAUUCGGGAAUGUCCAAUGAUGAAAAAAUUCCCCAGGGUGAAGCACUUGGGCAUGUUGAAGGAACUCACACUGACAAACGUGCUUGAGGAUCUAGUGAAAGAUGUCGAGAGAAAUCUGGAUAAUCAGAAUACAUAUUGCAGAAAAAACAAUGGAAAUGCUGCGUUUCUAAUUAAGGUUUCAUGAUCACUGAAUCCAAUGCGGCCAACCUUGAGAGCAGAUUCAUAUUCAAAAUGCAACGAAGGUGCAGCCCACUGAACCAUCGGUAUCUGGGGCAGUCAUUUUCGCAUUGAGAAAUGUGGUGGGAUUAAUGCCCUUGUGAUAUAUUCCUCCUGCCUUCCCCCCAUCUAAUUCUCCUUCUUCCCUUUUUCCAAGUGACUUGUGUAACGACCCCGUGUUGCCCAUGCAUUAUUUCCUUUGUUCUAGUGAGGUAAUUUGGGUUUUUUUUUUUUUCAAAUGUCAAUAAUGUAUGGCAUGUAUGAAGUGGGGGCUUGUGUUGUUGCCGUGUGGAAUAUAAAAUCUAUGUAAU
Punica granatum (pomegranate) is the source of this 2095-nucleotide messenger RNA. The record is from RefSeq and is a predicted model, not a curated record. Lineage: Eukaryota; Viridiplantae; Streptophyta; Magnoliopsida; Myrtales; Lythraceae.